AGACAAGGUAGAGAACUUGAGAUUAUUGGGUCUGGGCUUUACCAAGCAUUAAACUAGCCCAUUAGCGCGCCAACUUAAUCCCUAAAUCCGAACCUUUUUUUUUUUUUUUUUUUUAAAUCUCUAGAGAUUCUGGCUCCCGUUUUCGUGCUCGGAUCCAUGGAGGACUGAUCGUGUUAUAAUUUCAUCUCCAGAGAGUCUAUGAAUCACAGAUGCUGAUAGCUAACGAGCAACAACUAAAGCAAGAUCGAUCGAGAAAAAGAUGGACUCCGUUUCUUGACAAGGUUUUAGCUGACUUGGUGGUUAAACAGAUUCAAUCAGGAAACAGACAUAACAACGUUUUCGAUAGCAAAACAUGGAAUAACAUACGCCGUGAAUUCAACGAGCAGACGGAGCUUAACUUCAACAAUGUUCAAUUGAGGAAACAUCUUGCUGUUCUGAGACAACGCUAUAACACUCUUGAAUCAUCUCAUUCUCAUGUUCAAAACGAAUCUGUUCUCGAAGAAGAUACAAGAUGUAUCUUGGGGUUUGACUUGUUGGAAGAAGAUUCUGGUGUGCAGCCUAGGAGUGAACCAGUUAAAGUUAAGGACUGUCCCAUUUAUGAGCAGCUUUGCACUAUAUUUGGUGAUGAUUCCGUUGAUGGUAGAUAUGCUCAGUCAAGUCACUUUGAAGGAUUAGAAGAAUCCAUGGCAAAUCAAUCCUCGGAGAAUGUAUCAACACCAACUUUAGCGCAAGCGGACACAAACCUGGUAGAUAGAAAAAGGAAGAGAGAACCUGAUUCAAAGACCUCUUUAGGACCGAGCCAUAUUGAUCCAGAUGCUUUGGAAAAAAUGGCAGGUGCUUUGUCGGACAUGGUAACUGCUUUUAGAUCAAGGAUGGCUGAUUCCGUAACGCAAGAGGACAGAUUUAGUAUUACAAACUGUAUCAAUGUGCUUGACGAGAUAGAGAACGUGGAUGAAGGCGUCUAUUUUGCAGCUUUAGACCUUUUUGAGAACCCUGGUCUUAGGGAGACGUUCCUAUCUCUUAAUAGUAACAAGUUACGGUUAACAUGGUUACAAGGCAAAUGCAGGAAACUUUCUCCUUCAGUUUCACUGGAAGGUUGACUUCAACCUAUAUAUAUAUAUAUAUAUAUAUAUAUGUAGCUAGCUCAUUGUUGUUGCAAGUAAAAACAAUAAAAAAUAGUAUCAGCAAGAUGAAGAUACAUGUUGUUAUGUCAUGCUACUUCAUUACAACGGAAGAAACAUUUUGAUUGAUCUCUUUGAUACAACAUGUUGUUCUGUCA
Molecule: messenger RNA, 1279 nt
Organism: Camelina sativa (false flax)
Lineage: Eukaryota; Viridiplantae; Streptophyta; Magnoliopsida; Brassicales; Brassicaceae
Product: L10-interacting MYB domain-containing protein-like
Source: RefSeq, a predicted model, not a curated record